This is a messenger RNA of Phytomonas sp. Hart1, 1266 nucleotides long. NCBI's taxonomy places the organism in Eukaryota, Euglenozoa, Kinetoplastea, Trypanosomatida, Trypanosomatidae. The record is from the annotation of a GenBank genome assembly.
AUGAGUCUGCGUGAUCCUGGGAAAGCACCCGAUGGGUCGAAUAUCGCGCUGUUGGAUACCGCCGGGUAUGCAUCCGAUUGCAAUUUUUCCGCCCUGAUUCCCCAGCAUGCGAUGAAGCCGUACCGUUUGCUCGCCACGAUGGAGUUGAUUCAGGCCCUUGACAUUACAGCCCAUUGUCGAACGGUGGUCCCGCCGUUGGUAAAGCCGGGGGUGUUGGCCCAAUACCACGCCGAGGGCUAUUUAGCGAAUUUGGGACUGCACAACUGCGGGAGUUGGCGGUGGGGCCCGGAAAGCUCCAAGGCGGUUUUCUCCGGCGAUUGCCCCCCUGCGGAGGGGUUGGUGGAGCACGCCUUGGCGAUCGCGAGCGGGACGCUGAUGGGGGCAGUUCUUCUUAAUAGUGGACAGGUCAACGUGGCGAUGCAUUGGGGAGGAGGCAUGCAUCACGCCAAGUGCGGUGAAUGCUCGGGAUUUUGUUAUGUGAAUGAUAUCGUGCUAGGGAUUUUGGAGUUGCUGAGGUGUUAUCCGCGGGUGCUGUAUAUCGACCUGGAUAUGCAUCAUGGGGAUGGUGUGGAUGAGGCUUUUUGUCAGAGUGAUCGCGUGUUUACGUUGUCUUUGCACAAAUUUGGGGAUAGCUUUUUCCCAGGCACUGGUCAUCCUCGAGAUUGCGGGUACGGCCGCGGCCGUUUUUACACUAUGAAUCUUGCCUUGUGGGAUGGCAUCAAUGAUUUUUAUUACAUUUCCAUCUUUAAGUACGCACUGCAUCGUAUUGUUUCACAGUAUCAUCCAAAUGUAAUAGUACUUCAAUGUGGCGCCGAUUCUUUAGCAGGGGAUCGAUUAGGUCUUUUCAAUCUCUCAUCAUGGGGACAUGGAGAGUGCGUGCGGGAGGUGAAGAGCCUGGGUCUCCCACUUCUUGCGCUUGGUGGAGGUGGAUAUACAAUUCGAAACGUCGCGAAAUUGUGGGCCUACGAGACAAGCAUAUUGUGCGGCUUUCCCAUUCCCGUUCAUACCACCAUACCUUUUAAGGAGAUGCCGUGCACGGGGUGGCUUUUCGAGGACAGCCCCUUUCUCCUUGUUCCAAGGGAUGAAAGUCAUCGUGUGCCUCCUGUAUACCAUCCUCAGGAGGCGUAUCAAAUUAUUUUAGAUCAGAUCAACCGCGGCGUGUCAAAGAUUGGAGUUGGUUCUCUACAGAAUCAUUUAGCAUCUGUUGUAAAGCAUGAAGAGGAUGAAAGGGAAUGCUCCAUUAGGAACGAUACCAGACACGAUUAG